Messenger RNA from Verticillium nonalfalfae, 1596 nucleotides. RefSeq names its product UTP-glucose-1-phosphate uridylyltransferase (gene UGP1). Gene Ontology annotation, cellular component: cytoplasm. Gene Ontology annotation, biological process: UDP-alpha-D-glucose metabolic process; glycogen metabolic process. Lineage: Eukaryota; Fungi; Ascomycota; Sordariomycetes; Glomerellales; Plectosphaerellaceae. The transcript has 4 exons. The coding region runs from base 1 to 1596 and encodes 531 amino acids. The record is from RefSeq and is a predicted model, not a curated record. Gene Ontology annotation, molecular function: UTP:glucose-1-phosphate uridylyltransferase activity.
AUGGCUUCCGCAAUUAAGAGCGCGCUGCCUUCGCACCUGUCACCCCUUGCUGGUGCUGGCAAUGGCGGCAAGGAUUCCGGCAACGAGCAGGAGUUCACCUCGCGCCACCACGGCAAGACGAGGUCGCACAUGGCUUUCGAGAACACUUCGACCAAUGUCGCCGCUGCCCAGAUGCGCAAUGCGCUCACCCAGCUUGCUGAGUCCGUGGAGGACCCUGAGCAGAAGAAGCUGUUUGACACGGAGAUGGACAACUUCUUCGCCCUCUUCCGUCGCUACCUGAACGACAAGGCCAAGGGCAACGCUGUCGACUGGGACCGCAUCGCCCCUCCCGCCCAGGGCCAGGUUGUCGACUACGAAGAUCUCGCCAAUACGGAGGCCGUCCAGUUCCUCGACAAGCUGGCCGUCCUCAAGCUCAACGGUGGUCUCGGUACCUCGAUGGGCUGCGUUGGUCCCAAGUCGGUCAUUGAGGUUCGCGACGGCAUGUCCUUCCUCGACCUUUCCGUCCGUCAGAUCGAGUACCUGAACCGCACGUACAACGUCAAUGUGCCCUUUAUUCUGAUGAACUCGUUCAACACCAACGAUGAUACCGCCGCUAUUAUCAAGAAGUACGAAGGUCACAACGUUGACAUCCUCACCUUCAACCAGUCCCGUUACCCCCGUAUCUUGAAGGACUCCCUCCUGCCCGUCCCCAAGAAGUUCGAGUCUUCCAUCUCCGAAUGGUACCCUCCGGGCCACGGUGAUGUCUUCGAGUCCCUCUACAACUCUGGCAUCCUCGACCAGCUCAUUGAGCGCGGUAUCGAGAUUGUCUUCCUCUCUAACGUCGACAACCUGGGCGCCGUCGUCGACCUCCGUAUCCUGCAGCACAUGGUUCAGACUGAGUCUGAGUACAUCAUGGAGCUGACCAACAAGACCAAGGCUGACGUUAAGGGUGGUACCAUCAUUGACUACGAGGGCCAGGCUCGUCUCCUCGAAAUCGCCCAGGUCCCCAAGGAGCACGUUAACGAGUUCAAGUCGAUCAAGAAGUUCAAGUACUUCAACACGAACAACAUCUGGUUGAACCUCAAGGCCAUUAAGCGUGUUGUCGAGAACGACGAGCUUGAGAUGGAGAUCAUCCCCAACGGAAAGACCAUUCCUGGUGAUAAGAAGGGCGAGUCGGACAUCUCCAUCAUCCAGCUCGAGACGGCUGUGGGCGCUGCUAUUCGCCACUUCAACAACGCGCACGGCGUCAAUGUGCCCCGCAGGCGCUUCCUCCCCGUCAAGACGUGCUCUGACCUGAUGCUCGUCAAGUCUGAUCUCUACACCGUCAAGCACGGCCAGCUCCAAAUGAGCUCGUCCCGUUUUGGCGACGCUCCCCUCAUCAAGCUGGGCAGCGACUUCAAGAAGGUCUCUGACUUCCAGAAGCAUAUUCCUUCGAUCCCUAAGAUCAUCGAGCUCGACCAUCUGACCAUCACUGGUGGUGUAAACCUCGGUCGUGGAGUGACUCUGAAGGGCACCGUCAUUAUUGUGGCGACCGAGGGCAGCACCAUUGACAUCCCUCCCGGAUCUAUCCUCGAGAACGUGGUUGUCCAGGGAAGCUUGCGUCUGCUGGAGCACUAA